Molecule: messenger RNA, 1354 nt
Organism: Canariomyces notabilis
Lineage: Eukaryota; Fungi; Ascomycota; Sordariomycetes; Sordariales; Chaetomiaceae
Product: acylglycerone-phosphate reductase-like protein
Exons: 4
Coding region: 109-1014 (301 amino acids)
Biological process (GO): phosphatidic acid biosynthetic process; triglyceride catabolic process
Cellular component (GO): lipid droplet; endoplasmic reticulum
Molecular function (GO): acylglycerone-phosphate reductase (NADP+) activity; triacylglycerol lipase activity
Source: RefSeq, a predicted model, not a curated record
AUUCUGUUUUCCGACCUCAAGUCCGACCUCAUGUUUUAGAUCGUGCACUUCAAAUCCAUCAGCUUAUCCGUCACUCAAUUCUCGCUCUCCUUAAACUCAUUGUAAAAAAUGCCCAUCAAACCUGGCCAAAAGACGGUGCUCAUCACCGGGUGCACCCCGGGUGGCAUCGGCCAUGCCCUGGCCCUCGAAUUUCAUGCCAAGGGCGUGCAUGUCAUCGCGACAGCCCGUAACCCUGCCGUCCUGGCCGAAAUGGCCGAGAUGGGCAUGACGGCCUUGGCGUUGGACGUCACCAAUGCCGAGAGCAUCAAGACCUGCCACGAGGAAGUGUCCAAGCUGACCGGCGGCAAGCUGGAUAUCCUUGUCAAUAACGCCGGCCGCACGCACACGCACCCGGCGACAGACAUCGACAUGGACGACGUGCGCGAGACGUUUGAGACCAACGUGUUUGGCGUGAUGGCCAUGUGCGCGGCGUUUGCGGACCUGCUGAUCGCUUCCCGGGGCCUGAUCAUCAACAUCGCGUCGCUGGCGGCCAUCACGCCCUACGUGUUCGGGUCCGUCUACUGCGCGACCAAGGGCGCCGUCGUGUCGUACUCGCGCACGCUGCGCCUCGAGCUGCAGCCCUUUGGCGUGCGCGUCAUGGUGGCCAUGACGGGCACCGUGCGCUCCCAGAUCGCCAGCCGCACCCACCGCACCCUUCCUCCGGGGAGCAUCUACAUGCGCAUCAAGGACGUCUUCGAGCGCCGCCUGACCUUCUCUCAGAACAAUGCCACCGUCGACACCAAGGAUUAUGCCAGGAAGCUGGUAGCCAAGGCCCUGGCCCCUGAGUGGCCUCUGAUCUUGCGGUCGUGGUUCGGCAGGCCGGAUUGGUUCUGGGCCGGGGGCAUGGCUGGGUUGGCGUGGAUCGCCACAUGGCUUGGCGAGUGGGUGUUUGAUAUAUUCAUGUAUCGCAGGAUUGGGAUGCCCCAGCUUGAGAGGGUGCUUAGGGAGGAGGAGAGGCAGAAGAAGAUGAAGUGAGGCGCUGUGUAACCGAAGUUUAAGAGGGAGGUAACUGUUCGAAUAGGUACCAAGGUGUUCAUCCGUCUGUUCUCACAGGUUGUUCGAACGUGAAGGGUGAAUCACGGGAUCCCUGUUAAGCCUAGCGGGCUUCUUUGAGUUAUUUAGCUCUUUUCCGUUCCCGUUCCAGGUCUCGAACCGGCAGCAAGAGUGUCCCUGACUACACCGGCUGUUAGAGUAGCUCAAUGGUGUAACAGGGAGACUGUUGAUCCGAGUCCAUACGCUGAGAGGAAUUAAAGGUCUCAGUGCCGACCCUCGCCCCAUAUAGAAGUAGGCACAUGGGGUUCCACCGUAUCGAUUG